CAUGUGAUAUGGAAAUCAUGUUGAUAACAAUGCUAAAAAACAUGGACAGGACUCGCACUGGAGCUUAUUCACAGAUCAAGAAAGAAACAGAUUCCUUUGAUAAGGCACUGGAGAGUGUCGAAGAGGCUUUGGUAAGGCUAGAGGUAUUGCUUCAGGAGCUGCAUAUGUCAAGCACUAGUUCACAGAAGGAGCACUUGAAAGCUGCCUGUUCUGACCUUGAACGGAUACGAAGACUUAAAAAAGAGGCUGAAUUUCUUGAAGUUUCGUUUAGGACGAAGGCAGCUUUCUUACAGCAGGUAUCUUUUGCUGUUCAUUUCAAAAAGAAGAAAGUCUUAUCAAGUUUUUGCCAUCUCAGAUUUGUCCUGCUCAGUCCUGACAUUUUGAUAAAAUUGCAUCAAUUCUCUUAGAUUCAACCAUUGGAUAUCUUAUAUUGGUGUUGCG
This is a messenger RNA of Nicotiana tabacum (common tobacco), 441 nucleotides long. The record is from RefSeq and is a predicted model, not a curated record. NCBI's taxonomy places the organism in Eukaryota, Viridiplantae, Streptophyta, Magnoliopsida, Solanales, Solanaceae.